Molecule: messenger RNA, 1893 nt
Organism: Lineus longissimus
Lineage: Eukaryota; Metazoa; Nemertea; Pilidiophora; Heteronemertea; Lineidae
Product: histamine H3 receptor-like
Exons: 2
Coding region: 650-1825 (391 amino acids)
Biological process (GO): G protein-coupled receptor signaling pathway, coupled to cyclic nucleotide second messenger; adenylate cyclase-inhibiting G protein-coupled acetylcholine receptor signaling pathway; chemical synaptic transmission
Cellular component (GO): plasma membrane; dendrite; synapse
Molecular function (GO): G protein-coupled serotonin receptor activity; G protein-coupled acetylcholine receptor activity
Source: RefSeq, a predicted model, not a curated record
AAAGACCUAACACUGUCAGGCUUACUAAAUUGAUUAAUGGUAAGAGUUUUGGAAAGAUUCAUUAAUAGAAUGGUAUUUUAGGAACGAAAAUCCUGAAGUGUGAUGUUUAACAAGUAUAAUGAGUUUGGGAGUAUGACAAUCGAGACCAUCUACAUAUCGAACAGCGACUAAUCAUCCAUGCAGUGGCGUCGGAGCGGCAGUUUCCAAGUCUGUUGCAGUAUAGAGCGACAGGCGAGAGGGGUAUCGACGCUCCUCGUUGUAUUGUGCUGUUGUUUCGUUCCCUGGGAGAAAUACUCUUUUGUUUGUUUGAAGUUCCGGUAUAUCGAAAGAACAUCUUUUAUUACAUCUCUCUAGUAAAUAUUUGAUCAUAGAGAAUAGGAGGCGAUUGUCGGGAAGAUUUUUAAAAUAGUUGAUGUCUAGAUGUCUUUAAAUGAAAUUACUCAUUACGAGCCUAUCAUGCAAGGAUAACAAGGAGAUAGUGUAAGAGGCUUAGCAUUGUAUUCAAAGGUAUGACGUGUUGGAAAGCAGGGUUCAUAAUGCAGGACAAAGAACCCCACUGAAGUGCCCACAAAAUGACAUGAACCGAGAUUAAAGAAGCAGAGCUGAGAAUAAGGCUUGAUCGCGUCGGGUGUCCAUUCUCUCGGCAAGCAUGGACUUUCCGUAUAGCAUCGGGAUCCACAACAUCGGUCGGAACGGCGCGGUCAUCGUCGAAGACAUCGGCAUCAACAUUUCGAAAAAGCCUACGGCGACUUCGUCCCACUUUAUCUUACCAAUGACCCAGAGUGUGGUCAUCGUAAUCUUGUGUACUAUUAUGAUUGUCAUAACAGUCGCGGGCAACAGUAUAGUCAUCGUCGCCUUCGCCUUGGACAGACACUUGAGACAGUUUAGCAAUUUCCUCAUCCUUAAUUUAGCAGUUACCGAUUUAGUCGUCGGGUUGUUUUGCAUUCCGCCUUACGUGCCUUAUCUGUUGACGGGACAUUGGCCUUUCGGGCGGGGCUUCUGUAUCUUUUGGCUCGUCAGCGAUUACGUGACACCACUAGCCUCGUCCUGGAGCGUCCUCAUGAUAAGUUUGGAUAGGUACCUAAGUGUGCGCUUCGCCUUAACUUACAAGGCAAAGCAGACGAGAAAUUUGAUGACUGUGUUCAUGCUGAUACCGUGGGUUGUGGGUAUUCUGGUCUACGGACCUGCUAUCAUAUUCUGGGAGCACUGGACUGGUAGUCGUUCCGCACAAUCAGGGGAAUGCUUCGUGGAGUUCAAAACACAUUUGCCUUAUUUACUCUUCGGUUCCGCCGUGGAGUUCAUCUUCCCCUUUAUCACAACGACGGCAGUCAACCUCCUCAUUUAUGAAAACAUCCGGAAACGCACGAGGAUGAAGGAAUCCAUGACACAACAACAUCGGGCUACCAUAGCGACGUUCUCAAACAACAAUCAACAUACUCACAUAGUUCUUCCGCCAGUGACGAGUAGCCAUGACAAAUACAGCUCAAAGAGGCUACAUAGAGAUAAGAAAACUGCGAAGGCUAUUGCGAUAAUCAUAGUAGUCUUCGGUAUUUGCUGGGGACCCUUCGAGGUCCUCUCGUUAAUUUCGUCCCUCUGUGCGAAUACUAUCAAUCCAGUUGUCUUUGAGGUUUCUUUUUGGCUGCUCUGGAUAAAUUCUACCUUAAAUCCCUUAUUAUAUCCCUUUACCCACAGACAGUUCAGGUUAGCCUUCUAUAAGUUAUUUUUUAAGAAAUGUGACAAGUUCAGACGAGUUGAGCCAGUUCAUUCCAUGAGUUUGACAGAGGAUCAUUCACGAUAUUCUCGCAUGACGUACAGUUAUAUGUGAGGAGUGUAACUAGUUUAUUUUUCAAAUGUAUUUUUAAAUCUUGAUGUCAAUAAAACCGAAUGAAUGUC